Pelmatolapia mariae (spotted tilapia) is the source of this 2304-nucleotide messenger RNA. Its product is annotated as CDGSH iron-sulfur domain-containing protein 2A-like. Gene Ontology annotation, biological process: regulation of autophagy; autophagy of mitochondrion. The record is from RefSeq and is a predicted model, not a curated record. Lineage: Eukaryota; Metazoa; Chordata; Actinopteri; Cichliformes; Cichlidae. Gene Ontology annotation, cellular component: mitochondrial outer membrane; intracellular membrane-bounded organelle. The annotation marks the transcript as partial. The transcript is spliced from 2 exons. Gene Ontology annotation, molecular function: 2 iron, 2 sulfur cluster binding.
UGUCUGAGUGGCUCCGGUUGCUUCCUCUUCUGGGUAUCUUGGCUUUGCUCGGCUAUCUCACCAUUCGCCCCUUUCUGCCUAAGAAGAAGAAGCAGAGGGACAGCCUGAUCAAUCUGAAGAUCCAGAAAGAGAACCCAAAAGUGGUCAAUGAGAUAGACAUUGAGGACCUGAACAGCGCAAAUGUGUGUUACUGUCGCUGCUGGCGCUCCAAAACUUUUCCUGUAUGUGACAAGUCACACUUAAAGCACAACGAGCUGACUGGAGACAACGUGGGACCGCUCAUACUUAAAAAGAAGAUACUAUAAUCAACCACUGAUCAGAUUUUUUUCUCUAAACAGUUUUUCUUGCUCUUGUCUUGGUGUUAUAUUUACUUAAAAAUAGAAACCACACUCUGUUUGAAAGCUACAUUUUGGAUACUUUAAUGAUAGUUUGCAAUAAGGGAAGUUUUUAAAAAAGGAAAAAAAAAGAGUAACUUCGUUUUUGUGUGGUCCUUUUUGUUCAUUGUUCACGUUUGUUGUUUAACAGAGGAGCAGUUUUAUUUGACUGGGACCACUUUGAGGGGGAAACUUGAAACAUAACUGCAUAAUUGCAGUAACUUUAUGAUGCAUUUAUCUAAUGUGAGGCCAUCAGGGGAGAGGUUUUGCAGAUAAAUGUCUGUUUAAAUGGAGUCCUCAAAACUAGUCUGACCUUCCUUCGUUUUGGAUGAGAUUGGACAGCUUUUUUUUUUUUUCCUUCUCCUUUUUCUUUAAUUCCUUUAUUUUGUUUGCUUCAGAUAUGUGUGCCAAAUACUAACAUUUCCAUACUUAAUGGAUGUGACAUAUUUUAAGUUAUUGUGUGUAUGGGAGGCUACUUAUUCUUUAAAUCUGUUUUACUCAUAGCCUUUAAAUGUUGAGUUUUACAUUUUGUAUUCAGUUCUGUUGCCUUAAGACAUUUCAAACCACAUCAAAGUAAUUUCAGGAUAAAUCGUGUUUCACUAAACUUUCAAGGUCUGAAAAUGUCUGUUUCCUUAGGCUUUUGUCAUAUCUGUAUGAAGUUGUCUUGGAAAAUUUUCUUCAUUAAUGACUAUCAAUAAUAAAUCUGCAUUUUGUUUUUUACAGUAUAACUGUUCAUGAGCUUUGCAAGAUAACGGUGUGAAUUUAUUCAUGAUAGAUGGUAGAAAUAAAGAGAAUUUUGGCAUCUUUAAUGUUUGUUAAAUUAAUGAGAUGUGUCAUGUUGUCUUUUUUAGUGGUUAUGUUUAUCAUUUUAAUAUUUUUAUUUUUUUUUCUUAAGUCAGUUUUUCAGGCAGUGGUGGUAAGGGAAGGGAGCUACAAUACAAGAGUGUGUGACUUUUCAGAGGUAGACUUCAUGCCAAUCCAAUAAACAUUGACCUGUUAGUAUUCAGAACAAGUCUUUUUAUUGGCACUAGAAGGUUGAAGUUACCAUAGUCAUUUGUGUGCCAUAAAAAUCUUUAAAAAAUGAUGUGGAAGAUUCACUAGACAACUGAUAAUUUUGGCCUAUUGGAAGCAUAAAUGUUGUUGGAUCACCAUUGAUCUUCUCAUAUCAUGAAAGACUGCUGUAAAAUUAGUAGACAAUCCAAUAGAGGCAUUUCUUCCAGGCCCACACUGAUGGCCUUACCCACAGACCCUCACUAGAAGCGCACCGGUAGUGUGACCAGAAAGGAAACUGCUCACACAACACUUUUGAAUAAUUUAAGCUUUUACUGCAGCAAUGUUAAAGAUGGGCAAUAAAUUUAUUUUUACAUAGUAUUUGGGUAAAAUGAAAACAAUUCUGGAAAAAAAUUCAUCAUAAAUAGCUGCUAUUACGAAAUCUUUUAAGUGAGGUCAUAUAAAUUAAAACAAAAGACAUUUCAUGUUACACCAGAUACAUUCUGCAAUUACAAAAAAAACUAAUAAUACUGAAAAAUCUAUAUUUCUUCUUCAAUUAUAAAAUGUUGGAUUCAUACAGUUUUGCAAAUAUGGACAUGAUCACACUGGCUGACAUUUAGCAGCAUCGUGCUUAAACUAAAAUAUUAGCAAUUACACAAAUCCUUCCCUGACUCUUUGCAAACUACGCAACUGAUCUCACCAUACUGACAGAGGGCUAAUAUGCACACACAAAUCAAAGUAAACAAACACAGCAUGAAGAUGUAGGAUGCCUAAAACUUACAUGUGGUUUUACAGUGUAGUCUACUCAUAGCAAUAAAAAUUGCUUAUCAACAACAUCCCAAAACGUUCUCUGUCCCCCACAAAGAAAGCUGCUUUACUUUGACCUUUCAAGUCAAAGUAAAGUGCUUUCUUACUGGCAAUCCAAUCAAGAACAGUGGAA